AUAUAUCCUCCAAUUUUCUGCCAUUUUCGGAUAAAUAAAAAAUGGCAACCACCGCAACACUAACUCAAUUCCUCCUCCACCGCCACAUCUUCCGCCCUCUCCACCUUUCAACCACCGUCCCUUUCUCUCUCAUCCACACUCCUAAACUCUCUUUCUCUCUCUUAAAAUCUCAAAUUCAACCACUUUCUUCUUCAUUUCCCCUGUUUUGUUCCCUUGAAGAAAACAUUAACCUUAGUAAUUCCGAAGAUUCUAAGGAAAAUGAAGCAACCCCAGAACCUAAAAUUGCUAAAAUUAAGGUUGGAGAUUUGCCCAAUUUGACUGUUAAAGAAAAGAAGGAUCUUUGUUCUUAUGCUAAUAGUCUUGGUGAUAAGCUUAAGUCUCAACAAGUGGGUAAAUCUGGUGUUACUGAUAAUGUUGUUUUUGCUUUGUCUGAAACUCUUGAGGCCAAUGAACUUCUCAAGCUUAAGAUACAUAGAACCUGCCCAGGCGAGAUGGAUGAUGUUGUUAAGCAACUAGAACUUGCUACUGGAUCUGUUGUUGUAGGCCAGAUUGGUCGAACAGUCAUAUUCUAUCGGCCAAGCCUUACAAAAUUAGAGGCGGAGAAGAAGAAAGAGCGUUCUCGGAAGCUUUUUGAUCAGAAGAGGGAGAGGGCUCAGGCCGCUUUCAUGAAAAGAGAACAAUUUCCAAAACGUCCAGGAGGCCCAGGUCGAGGUCAGUUUGGAUAUCGCAGAUCUGAGAAGGUUGCCUCAUAGAUUAGUUGUUUGGUAUUGUUGCUACAAUUAUUAGCAUCACCUGUCAUAGUGUAGAUCAUUUUUUCCCCAAUUUCAUGCCACUUCUUUUGUAAAAUUUGAGUAUCGAGUAUCUAGUAUCUCAAAAUGCUUAUGUGCUUCUUGAAGCUGUUCCCUUUUGUAUUUAUAACAAGAUAAAUCAGUGUAAGGUUGAGCUAGUGCAAGCCAAUAUGAAUCCUCUUUCUUCAUCUAAUGCAAACAA
This is a messenger RNA of Chenopodium quinoa (quinoa), 990 nucleotides long. RefSeq lists its product as uncharacterized. NCBI's taxonomy places the organism in Eukaryota, Viridiplantae, Streptophyta, Magnoliopsida, Caryophyllales, Amaranthaceae. The record is from RefSeq and is a predicted model, not a curated record. The transcript is spliced from 3 exons. Gene Ontology annotation, molecular function: RNA binding. Gene Ontology annotation, cellular component: chloroplast. Bases 42 to 752 code for a protein of 236 amino acids.